GCUCGAGACUAUCCAUGUGAAAUCUGCCGUGAGCGAACUCCAUCUACGGCAGUGUGCCAUGUUCCUGCGGCUGCUGAUCCUUCUGUCGACUGCAGGGGUCAGCAGCAGCUUUCACCAGGACGCCUCCCUGCGCAGCUCCAAAGCCACCUUCGCUCCGCUGGGCCUCGAGGCGAGCCUCGUGCAGUCGGGGCAAGUACCGUUGACCGAGACCACCCAUCAGUCCUGGUUCUCCCGCUUGGGCGACGCCGUCGGCUCGGUGAUCCUCGGGAUCAUCUUGCUGCCCUUCUCUCUAGUGCUCAUGUGGCUGAACGAGCAGCGGAGCGCCCGCCAGGAGUGCAUCCUGCAACUGGGCAAGAACGAGGUGCAGACCACGAGCUCCAAGUCGGUGGAUUUCGACAAGCACGGCUCGUUGGUGCACCUCAAUGAUGCGGCGGCGGAGGGGAAAGAGCGCUUGGAGGACCGGCGCUUCGCCUUGAGCCUCUCCAGCGCCUUAAGACUGCGCUCCACCGUGGAGGUGUACCAGUGGGAAGAGCAGAAGCACGAGGAGAAGAAGAAGGACUCGGUGGGCGGAGGGGAGAGCGUGGUGACCACCUACAAUUACAACAAGAAGUGGUGCAGUUACACCAUCGACUCGGGGAACUUCAAGCAGCCCUCCCACCGCAACACGUUGGCGGUGGAGAACCUCAAGGUGGGCACCGAGGACUUGAACAACCCCGUGGUGAAGUACGGAGACUUCAGCAUGCCCACGGACCUGGUGACGCAGCUCUGCCACUGGGAGAGCGCCAAUGACCUGGUGAAGGGCCCUGUGAAGUUUGGGAGCUGCGAGUUCGAGCGCUCCGGGGCUUGGUUUUACUACCCCAAGCAGCGGCAACCUGAAGUCGGCGACGUCCGUGUCGCCUUCGAGCACGUGCCCAACGGUGAGGUCACCAUUAUGGCAUUGCAGUGUGAGGAUAAGGCACGCAUUGCCAGCUUCGUGCCGUACCGCCUGGUGAGCCGGGGCUUCUGCGGCAUCUCCACGGGGAAACUCCAGGAGUCUUUGCUGGCCCAGGGCAGAAAGGACCCCAGCCAGAUCUAUGAGGAGGAGUCAUGCACCAGCGGACCGCUGAAGUACCUUUGCUGCUGUUGCAACCUCAUCAACCUGGCAUUCUCGCAGAUCCCGCCUCAGAUCUUUGCGGCCUGGCACGGGCACCUGGAUCAGCGGGAGUGCUUCCAGAGCCUCGAGACGAGCGGGAUGCUGAUGAAGUGGGGCGUUCGCGGGUUGAGCUGGCUGCUGCUCUAUGCGAGCUGCUACAUGCUCUUCCAGCCCUUGCUGGUGGUCUUGGACAUCAUCCCCUUUUUAGGGCCCUAUUUGAGCUCCGGGACGAGCUUCGUGCUGUGCCUGGUCAUCUUCAUCAUCACGCUGCUGCUGGCGGCCGUGGUGGUGUCCCUAGCCUAUAUGGUCUUCCACCCCCUCAUGGGCUUGAUGUGCUUCGCAGGCGUGGCUUUGAUGUUCGGCGCCAUCGCGGCGAUGUCCAACUGGCUCCGCUGAGCGGCGCCGAGAGACUGCGAGAGACUGUGGGAAUGAGACAUGGCUGUGGCUCAAAUGGCCGUGGGUCAACACCAAUGGGAUCCCA
Effrenium voratum is the source of this 1613-nucleotide messenger RNA. The record is from the annotation of a GenBank genome assembly. NCBI's taxonomy places the organism in Eukaryota, Dinophyceae, Suessiales, Symbiodiniaceae.